Messenger RNA from Linderina pennispora, 969 nucleotides. Its product is annotated as UPF0029-domain-containing protein. The record is from RefSeq and is a predicted model, not a curated record. NCBI's taxonomy places the organism in Eukaryota, Fungi, Kickxellomycota, Kickxellomycetes, Kickxellales, Kickxellaceae. Gene Ontology annotation, cellular component: cytoplasm. The transcript has a single exon. Bases 1 to 969 code for a protein of 322 amino acids. Gene Ontology annotation, molecular function: protein binding. Gene Ontology annotation, biological process: regulation of translational initiation.
AUGGCAGACACUGAGGAUAAUCGGCAACGACAGCAGGACGAGAUCCUAGCUCUAGUAGCAAUUUUUGGCGAUGAAGCAGUCAAAACAAGCGAAAUCACAGGCGACAGCUCGUUUGAACUUUAUGUGCCUCUCGACAUUUUGGAGGCCCAGGCCGAUAUACGCUUCCAUUUACCAGCAACAUAUCCGUCAGAGGACCCGCCGGUGUUUGAAUGGCUUGCAUCACACGAUCUACGGAGCCAGUCCAAAGACAAAAAGCCUGGAUAUGUGUAUCCAGAGCGGCAGCUGUCGCUGACCGCUGGCAUGCGUGAGGAUGUCGCGGCAGAGCUACGGCGCAUCUGGGACGAAGACCUGGGCAAGGACGUUGUGGUGUUUUCAUGGGCAUCCUGGCUGCCGGAAUACCUGGAGGCGCACUGGCCACAUCCGCUAGAUCCGAUCCCCCUGCCUUCCGACAACCAAGCAACCAAGAAUUCGCCUCAGCCUGAUCUUGGUGGCAGCACGGCAGGCGAAAUGGCACAAAUGAGCACAAAAUCCCAGUACGCAGGGCCAGAGAUCUACACGGGACUGCCGCUGGAGAUGAAAAAGAGUGUAUUUGUCGCGCACAUCGCUAGCGUCACCAGCAGCGAGGAUGUGGUAAUGGUGCGCGACCGUCUGCUCGAAGACAAGCGAAUUGCGCAGGCAACACACAACAUUCUAGCAUACAGAAUCCGUCUGGAGAACGGCUCGAUCUGCCAAGACAACGACGAUGACGGCGAGACGGCUGCUGGGAAAAGACUUGGGCAUCUGCUGCAGCUGCUUGAAGCUGAGGAUGUCAUGGUUGUCGUUACCCGGUGGUUUGGUGGCACGCACCUGGGGCCUGACCGGUUCAAACUUAUAAACAAUGCUGCGCGGCAAGCAUUGGAGGACGGCGGGUUCCUAACCACAAAGGAUGGGGCAAGCAAGGCACAGUCGAAGAAGGGAAAGAAGAAUUAG